Molecule: messenger RNA, 894 nt
Organism: Kockovaella imperatae
Lineage: Eukaryota; Fungi; Basidiomycota; Tremellomycetes; Tremellales; Cuniculitremaceae
Exons: 5
Coding region: 132-854 (240 amino acids)
Source: RefSeq, a predicted model, not a curated record
UUCUCACUCUUGUCUCGAGUUCACGGCGAUUGAAUCUCACAGUCUUUACAGGUCAACCUACAAGGUCUACACAUCUGACACAACAAGUCGCUCCGUCACACAUUUGCGCCGCCCCGCACCGCCCCUCCUCGAUGGAAAGGGAAAAAAACACACAGAGAUAUCAUCCACAGACUCUGCUUGCAAUCCCCGAUCAUCGAGCUCGAACAGAAUCCUCACCUAGCAGUCACCAUUGCACGAUGCUAUCCUACCUUGUUGCCGCUGCUGCUGCCUUGGCUCUGCCCUCGCUCGCCGCUAUCAAUCCCACUUCGCCCGACUCGAGCACGGUCGUCAAAGUGGGAGAUGACAUUACGGCUCUCUGGACAGCGGAUACCACUGGGCAAUGGACCAAUCUCGAGAUACAGCUCAUGACGGGUCCAAACUUGGAUAUGGUCCCCUUGUCAGUCCUCGGUCAAGGAAUCGACGGUACUACCAAGACCUCUUUCUCUGCCCCGGCUCCUGCAGUCUCCCCUUACUCUCAGAUCUACUUCUUGCAAUUCACUCAAGGAGGAAAUGUCUCGACGGCUCUCUGGUCGACUCGAUUCACGAUUGCUGGACCUGAUGGCUCUACAACUCCUCCUACCAACACGACCACUUGGAACGGUCAAGCCGUGCAGUGGGGUGAGAUUUGGUCACAUGACGGUGCAAUUUCACCACUAAUUUUCCCCCCUUCCAGGCACUGGCGUCCUCACUGGAGGCUCCUCCUCUUCCAACUCGACAAGUGGAUCAGGUACCGCCGUCGCGACCUCUACCGAGAUGGACCCCGAUACGUUGACAGGUCUCUCUACUUCCACCACUUCUACCGGAGCAGCCAUUAAUGCCGUCACAUCCAUUUCCGCUUCCACCAUGGCUUCAAGC